AUGCCGGACCUGAAUGAGACCGAUUGCCCCUCGGCUCACCGCCCCCCGCCCCUCCCCUCUGUGUCUCCUCGCAGCCUCUUCAUCCUCUCCAACGAGACCGUCAACAUCUGGAGCCACCUGCUCGGCUUCGUCCUCUUCUUCACGCUGGGCAUCUACGACCUGACGGCCGUCCUGCCGGCGGCUGGCGCCUCCCGAGAGGACUUCGUCAUCUGCUCCGUCUGCCUCUUCUGCUUCCAGGUCUGUAUGCUUUGCUCGGUAGGAUAUCAUCUUUUCUGUUGUCACCGCUCAGAGAAGACCAGCCGACGAUGGAUGGCAUUAGAUUACGCGGGAAUUUCCAUUGGCAUCCUGGGCUGCUACGUGUCAGGCGUGUUUUAUGCAUUUUAUUGUAAUAACUACUGGCGUCAGGUAUAUUUAAUCACUGUGCUGGCAAUGAUCUUGGCAGUAUUUUUUGCUCAGAUUCAUCCCAGUUACCUCACACAACAGUGGCAUAGACUGCGCUCCAUCAUCUUUUGCUCAGUGUCUGGAUAUGGAAUUAUUCCCACCAUCCACUGGGUUUGGCUCAACGGCGGCAUCGGUGCAUCUAUUGUACAGGAGUUUGCUCCACGUGUAGUUGUCAUGUACUUCAUCGCUGCUGUAGCUUUUCUCUUCUAUAUUUCCAAAGUUCCAGAAAGAUACUUCCCAGGACAGUUGAACUACCUCGGCUCCAGUCACCAAGUAUGGCAUAUCCUUGCAGUGGUGAUGCUGUACUGGUGGCAUCAAUCCACAGUGUACAUCAUGCAAUAUCGACACAGCAAGCCCUGUCCUGAGUAUAGCGCAGACUUGUGAGUGAAGAGGCACUGCGAUGAAAUGUCUGACUUUGAGGGUUUGGACCUUACCUAAUGAGCUGAGCUAUGAAAUUAAGCACUGAGGCAGUUCCUUUUCUGACUUUUGGACUGUCACCCGCUUGCUGGGACACUCUGUUAUUAGGCGUUUUGAAAAAACCAACAGCAUUGCCCAGGAUCUGACAUUCGUUUCCUGUUCUGCAAUCAAAACAGGUCUUCCUGCAGUGGGACAAGGGCAAGGUGGGCUGUAACACUCAGCAUUCAGAUCACAGCACUAUUUUUUUUGCUUGGUAAACAUGAACAACAGAAGUAAUUACCCUUGCUGAGGUAACAGGCCCACAUACAAGGUUUAUCAGGUUUUGUUCAAGUGCAUAAUUAAGAAACAGCUCCUGACAGCGUGCUUGUAAAACCGUGCUAACUGUGGGACCUGGUCUUGGAUCUAAAUCACAGUGGUACGGUGUGUUGCAUCCUUCAGAGUCUUUGCCUGAAUGACGUGCUUACACUUCAGCAUCGGUUCGGUAACGUAUGAAACGGAAUUCAGUGGACUCUUGUACUUUUCUGGACAAGCUCUUCGUUUUUCUGGAAGAUAAGAUCACAUGUCAUCCACCGUAGCUAUACCUGCAUUUCAGAUCUUAAAAAUUGCCUCCCUCAAUAUGGGUAGUGCCAUUACUUCAAGAAAUUUCUCUUGAUCCCCUGGAUAAUUUGGAAUUAGUAUUCUAAAAUAUUUCAGGAGUAGCAGUAAGCCUGUGCGUUCAUGUCUGUUACUAUCUUGCAAUUAGUAGACUUGCUAAGAAUUUUAAGUUAAUUUGUUUAACAGGAUGAAAUAACACACCCCGAGUAGUGAACCUGCUGUGGCUUCAAAUCACUGAACUUUGGCCUUUUACUGUCUGAUUUAUUAUACUGUACUUGCGGACUUUGUUACUGAAAAUUACUUAUCUCCAUAAGUGAAAAGGUUGCCUUGGGUUUUAGAAUCUGUCAUGAAACCAUCUCUUACAAACUCAACACUGGGGAGACAUGAAAUAGACAGGUUAUGAGGCAGCUGUAGCUCAGCAUGAUGAAGCUCAAUGGGUGCCAGUUUUUCAAACAGGAUUGGAAUUAUUUGGAUUGUGGGGUUAGAGUCAACAUUUUUCAGUGGUUUCUGUAUAGCAGCUGUGCUUGUGUUUACAGUUCAGUUGAGCAGUGGUAGCAAAUGCUGCUGUUUCGCACGAUCAAGUGUUAGUCAGCAUUAGCCAUUUGGAAAUUACUCUGCUUGCUUUGAGAUGUUGUUACGACUUAAUCCCAAGCGGUUAAAGUUUGGAACUGGAGCUGUUGAAGGACGUGAUGGCAUGGGCAUGGCUAGCAUUAGCAAGCGGGAGACACCCUAACUGUUUCUGCUUUGACUAUAGGUAGAAGUCUUCUGUUCUGGGAUUAUAAACUGUCCUAGCUGACCUCUCUACAACUGCCCUUGUUACCUGCAGCGUGGCCUUCAAAAGGGUCCCAGCAUCUUCCCUCUUAUUUUGCGAUUGUCUGACAACAGCGAGCUUAAUACACGGUGAUAGGGGCCUUGCCGGAUUUCAAACCAGUUGUCUUACACCUGAGGCUACGGAGGAGGCGGCACUGCCUAGCAGUGGGCAAGGAAAGCCUUAGGCAACCGUGCUAAAAGCUGCAUAAUAGACUAGAAGCCCUUACUGAACUGUCAGCCUCAUCAAUGCUACGCUAUUGCCUCUUUCCUCUCGGGAGGGUUUUCCCUUGAUGGGAUUUAGCUUACUCAGACAGGGGGAGAGGCUGGCUUGUUGCGGUACCCUCCUCACAGGCAGCAGGCUGCUGUCAGGUCCCCCCAAUGCUGCCUCCUCCCGGGGCUAAACACGCCCAGCUCCCUCAGCCUUUCUCGUCAGGGGUGUGCCAAGGAGAUGCAGAAUAGCGACGGAAACAUAUUGUCAGGCAUCUGAAUGCUCAUCGGGGAUGGAGAAGGCAGGAUACUAACUACGGGUAUGCUGGAGAGUAAUGCCAACUGUUAAGUUCAGUGGGUGGUUUUGGGGUUUGUUUUUUUUUUUCAACUCCAGAAACAAGUAGUGGGAAGAACUGACUUUGCAUUUGAGAUUCAACUCCCAGACCUUUGAGCCUUUCAGUGUAAACACUGAUUUUUUAAUUUUUUUUUUAAACUUGACAGCCAAGCAAGUUUCAAGUGCACUAAUUACUACUACUGAAGCCUGACAAGGAACCUGCAAGUAUAAAAGCUUGUGUCCAGUAUUAUGUGAACAAUAGUAUUUGAAGAACCUGUGUUUGUGUAUUGAAAGCAUACUGACUUUAUAGUUUGCUAAUGUAUUUUUUAUGUAAACUCUAACUACAGUAGCAGUUUUCACUGGAUAAGGAAACUGACUGCAAAGCUGUUCAUUUUUAUUACCCUGACAAAAAUUUAUCAAGCUGCAUGAUGGUCUUUUAUGUACAUACUGAACCUUUAAAUAAAAUUCAGUUCAUUGGAUGUUUA
Aptenodytes forsteri (emperor penguin) is the source of this 3288-nucleotide messenger RNA. It is a transcript of the gene PAQR3, whose product is annotated as progestin and adipoQ receptor family member 3. The record is from RefSeq and is a predicted model, not a curated record. The transcript has 7 exons. Gene Ontology annotation, molecular function: signaling receptor activity. Lineage: Eukaryota; Metazoa; Chordata; Aves; Sphenisciformes; Spheniscidae. Gene Ontology annotation, cellular component: membrane. Bases 1 to 825 code for a protein of 274 amino acids.